GUCCAGACGAGACAGGGAAAAGCGCCCGCUACAUGAUUGUGGGGGUGUUAACGGUUCCCGUACUAGAGUUGCAGACCGGGGAGCCGCCUCCAGCUGAUGAUCAGGAGGGUGAUCCCGAGGAACGACCGCGGGAAGGUGAGGCAGAGGAGCAUGCCGGAGGAGUUCUUAGCGAUGAGGAGUUCUUUGCUGAUGGUGGUGACGAGCCAGAUCCGGAGCUUGGGGCUAAGGAACUCGGUGAGGCUAGGGCCAACAAAGGAGCAUGGCAGGAGAUCAUGGAGCGCGACCAAGAGGCCUGGAAGGCCGAGGCAGAGCAGGAGUUCUUGCCCGAGGUUAAGUUAGUGGAGUGGGUGUUUGUUGAAACGCUGCAGGGCAAGGGCCAGCAGCAAGUGCUAGGCGCCAUCAGCCGGAUGAGGGCGGAAGCAAUGAACUUAGGGUUCUCAGUCCGGAGACUGCACUCCGACAGGGGUAGGGAGUACAAUAAUGCAGCUCUGAAGGGAUGGUGUGCCCAACACUCGAUCGUAAAGACAAUGGCUUUUGCAGAAGAACACCAAGGGAAUGGACGAGUCGAGUCAACAAUUGGUCGAAUCAAGGCCAAAGCUCGAACCUUCAUGGAACAAGGAGGUGCUCCGGUGGAAGAGUGGCCCCUUGCCGUUCAGCUUGCCGCCAUGGUGCUCCAAAAUAAGGCCCGUGACCUACUUCAUAUGCCACGUAGGCAGGUGGUUCCCUACAACACGAAAGUGCAGGUGGUCCAAAGGACAUGGCGCCGGGGAGCCUGGCAUGCUGUGACGGUCGCAGCAAAGACCAAGGGGCCCUCAGUCGAUAACGAUAGAGGUUGGGUGGUGGUUACUUCGGAUGGGAACUUUUUAACUACAAGCAAGUUGUUCCCCUCAGCGCAAGAUGAGGAAAAGAUCGUUGUCACCUACGAGGGCCCACCCAUAGACCCUAAUGCUCCGUCCAGAAGAGUCACUGGCAAGUCACCUGCUGCCCGGAAAAUCAAGGCUCCAAUGACCCUGCCAGGCCCCACCUCAGAGGCCGAUGUACUAGCCCAGAAGUUGCUCGAACAAGAGGAUUUCUCCCCGUCAGCUGUGGCAAAACUGGCACUAGUGCUCAGCAGGACGCCCGAUGUUGCGCAUGGUAGUCAACUUGCUAUAGUGGAAAAGGCUGAGAAAGGAGUCGUGUUCUUUGCCGGAGCGUUUUCCUUUGGAGGACUGACUGGGAUGAAGAACCAGGCAAAGGAGCACCCAUGGGUGACCGGGUAUCUAGCCAGGUAUCUGAGUAUCCACACCUCGUCUCCGUUCGCUACCAUAGGUUUGCUGUGGAACACUGAGCACAAACCCCAUCGUGACAGCCAUAAUCAAAAGGGCAUAAGCAAUGUUGUGGUUCCAGUAGUGACUAGUGGGGGAGGCCUAUGGGUACAAGACGAGGGCUUGAGCCCGGAUCAGCGUCUGAGUCAAGAAGUUUGCAAGGAGGUGAGCGCAGGUAAAGAGGUGAAGGGAAGGUGCAUGUCUUAUAAGUCCGGAAGGCCGGUUGCAUUCGAUGCAAGCAAAUGGCAUGCCUCGGUGAAGGGUACUGGCCAGCAGCUUCUGGUUGUAGGUGAUCUAAAUGCCACAGGUGCGUUGCAAGUCCCAGAUGAUCUAGACGCCACAGGUGCGUUGCAAGAGGUUCCAGAUUUGAUAGAUGCCCAAGGUUCUUCAGCUGUCUCAUUGGCCCGUUCACGGCCAGAGAGGUCUUCCCUCACCGCUGGUGCGCGCAACGUUGGUCGCUCAGCUGCGUCAGUUGAGUCAGGCCCUUUGGAGUGGUCAAGUUGCGAGGUCGGCCAAGUUGGUCCGGUAACUCCGACAGACCGAGAAGGUGAAGUCAAAGAUGAUUUGUGGUUCUGGUAUGAGGACGGUCUUGAAGCUGAAGACGGGGAGGACUGUAGGUUCUCAGUUCCUGUGGUUGCGUCAGAGCUUAAGGCUUGCGCAUGCACCCCGGCAGCAAACGUUACCUUUCGCUUGGAGUCAAUCCCCUGGAAGAUGAAAAUUGAUCUAGAGAGCGAGGCAGUUCUGGGAGCGGAGCAGCAUCGUACUCAGCAGCAAGCGCUCGAGACGCUUGAAGAGGAAGCAGCUCCAGGUGGCAACGGUGGUCCAGAGAUUGCGAGAGCUCUAGCCAGACUGGGCGACCUAGAGGGCCAGGUCGUGAAGUGCACGCAGGCAGCAUGGGAGCUCCUCCCUGAGACAGGCUCCACAGUCGUUGAAGGGGUAGAUAAGUUGGCAACCCAUAGCCUUUGUACCCAGAGCCCAGCGGUUCGUUCAGCCAACGGCCUGCCUCAGAACCGCCCAGAGGUCUCGGAGGAGCAUGUCGGCGGUGAGGAAGAGUUUCUUCAAACGCGACUAGUGUCGGUGGAGGAGGUAAAGCGGGAUCUAGGUAUAUGCACUGAGCGCUACUGGCAGCUUGAGCGAGCCAUGUACGGCCUCGAUGUGUCACCGAAAAACUGGGUGCUGUUCCGGAACCAGACCCUGGAGUCCAUUACUGCACUCACAGACGGGACUCCGGUGAGAUGCAGACAGUUGCCUCAGGAUGCAAACCUUUGGGAGGUUAAGAGAGAGACCGAUGGUCAGCUGCUGGCAUUCAUUGGGAUAUAUGUAGACGACCUCGCCGUCGUUGCGCCGUCCCACUUGUUGCCUGAAGUGAUGGCAACCAUUCGUAGGCCGUGGGAGACGUCAGCGCCAGAAACGGUGCAUGAGAAGGGAGACGUAAGCUUCGCGGGCUACGAGUUGAGAAUACAAGGAGACCGGAUUCUAAUGCAUCAACGAAGCUACAUCCGAGAGAUGCUGAAGCAGUGGGAGAUUGAUGAUGAAGCUACCGCUCCCGCAGUGAAAGAGCCUCCGGUAGUUACGAGCCGAGAGCAGAGCAUCGGAGAUCUCACCCGGAGAGCUCAGGCUAUCGCUGGUCAGCUUCUCUGGGUAUCAACCCAUACCCGUCCCGACGUGGUGUUUGCUGUUCAGAACAUGUGCCAAAUGAUUUCAACCGAUCCGGCUGGAGCUUGUGAUGCAGGGUUUGUUAUCAUGAAAUACUUAAAGCGCACCCUGGAGCAUGCUCUGUCAUAUGGGCCUCCGCCCAACGACCACGGCCUGUGGAACGAGCUGCAGUUUAAGCGGGGGGAGCGUUUGGUUGAAGUGUUUUCCGAUGCAUCCUUCUGUGCAGAUGAAGCAAGCCGAUCGUACCAGUGCGCCAUGUUGUUUUGGGGAGGAGACUUGGUGAUGUGGGCCGGGGGAAGGCAGAGCCUGAUCGCUGCCUCCGCGGCAGAGGCCGAGCUCAUUGGCAUGGUCGAGGCCUACCACAUGGGAAGAGCUUUCCUCCCAACCAUUGAAGUACUGAGCCAAACCCCAGUUCACCCGAGCGAGGAAGAUGUAGCUGAAGAACCGAUAGUUAAGGUUCUCUACGGGGAUAACUCCGCCGCAAUCCAGCUGUGUCAGCUUGAUGCAGGGGCUUGGAGAACCAGGCACUUGAGGCUAAGAGGCGCGAUCCUGAGGCAGGCCACCCAGGACCUGGGUUGGCGUAUCGCCCAUCUGCCCGGGCUGUACAUGCCGGCAGAUAUCGGCACAAAAAUACUUGGGCCUGCGAGGUUCGCCGACCUACUCCACUUGCUUAGGCUGCACGGAGUCCAACCCGGAGCCGAUAGCUCUGGUCGCCCCAAGCCUCAGAUUGCCCAGGCAGUGGUAAUUAAGGUUCUCCUUGCAGUGCUCGUUGCGUCGUUGGUCCAGCCGGCGGAUGCCCAGGUUGCUGCAGAGGUUAACGGAUCUGGGUGGGAACUAGUUUGGGUUACCCUGAUCAGCACGUGUGUGGGGUUCGGGCUCUACCUUGGGGCUGAACUAGCAAAAGGUGCUACUCAAGCCUGCUGCCCGCCGAGGGUUCAGGCCAAGACAUGUGGGUCAUAUCGACCUCCGCCCGAGCCGAAAUGUUCUUCAGAGGACUUGGACGCCACGGAUCUGGAAAGGCCGCUGAUAGAAGGGCCCAGUCGUGGGAAAGAAGAAACAGAAGCUCAUAAGGACCAGACCGCCGAACCAAGUAGCGCUAGCCCCGGCCCGUUUCUGCCUCUUGAUCCCACGCCAUCCACUUACAAGGAUAUAGUUGAGAGGACAGUGCACCAUCAUGAGCGCAUUGAGGAUCUACAGCGAAGGCUAGCCGAGAGUGAGAGGUUUGGCCAGGAGUAUGUGGAUCGGUGCACGUAUCUUCGUGAAGUUCUGGCUGAGCGAUGUGAGGAGGUGCGGAGGUUUGGCUUGUGCAGCUUGAUCCUACCAGGAAUCAAGGCCGCCCUGAAGGAGCUGGAGAAGAGGAUUCAGAGCUUGAACAGGCCACAACCAGUUCCGGAGAGUACACGAUCCGCGAACGAUCCAGCGACAGCUCUGGUGGAUAUCAGCAAGAAGGCAUUGCUACAGUUGCGGUGGCAGCGAGCAUCGCACCAGCUGAGGGAUCAGCCGAUGAAAGCCUCCUGUGCCCAGUGCCGCACGACCCUAAAGGGUGGGAUAGAGGUGAAGAUGGGUGGAUAUGGUUUGGACUAG
This is a messenger RNA of Symbiodinium sp. CCMP2456, 4544 nucleotides long. Lineage: Eukaryota; Dinophyceae; Suessiales; Symbiodiniaceae. The record is from the annotation of a GenBank genome assembly.